This is a messenger RNA of Sciurus carolinensis (gray squirrel), 3213 nucleotides long. It is a transcript of the gene Myoz3, whose product is annotated as myozenin 3. Gene Ontology annotation, cellular component: Z disc; actin cytoskeleton. The record is from RefSeq and is a predicted model, not a curated record. Gene Ontology annotation, molecular function: telethonin binding; FATZ binding; actin binding. The transcript has 7 exons. Lineage: Eukaryota; Metazoa; Chordata; Mammalia; Rodentia; Sciuridae. Bases 154 to 882 code for a protein of 242 amino acids.
AAGCCAGAGCUGGCUACAGGGCACACUCCGAUCACUGACCGCUGACCGCCGACUGUGACAGACACUGACCACGCAACUCUCAGCUUCCCGACAGAGGUGUUAAUCUUGAGGGUCGGACACCCUUUCUGACCACUGUGGUUUCAUCCUCUCAGGAUGAUCCCCAAGGAGCAGAAGGAGCCAGUGAUGGCUGUCAUGGGGGACUUUGUUGGACCAGUCCCUUCCCUGGACCUGGGGAAGAAGCUGAGUGUGCCCCAGGACCUGAUGAUAGAGGAGCUGUCGCUUCGCAACAAUCCAGGAUCCCUCCUCUUCCAGAAGAGGCAGCGCAGAGUGCAAAGGUUCACCUUUGAGCUUGAGGAGAGUCAGCGGGCGAUCCUGGCCGGAAGCGCCAAGAGGAGGGUAACUGGAACCGCGGAGGCGGGAAUGGUUGCCAGUGGCCCCGAGGGGCCGAACUACCGCUCGGAGCUCCACGUCUUCCCGGCUUCGCCCGGAGGUCCGGAGGACGCCCACCCAGCAGCCGCAACGGCCCACAGCCCCAGCGCUCUGGCGCCAGGCUACGCGGAGCCACUGAAAGGCGUGCCGCCUGAGAAGUUCAACCACACCGCCAUCCCCAAGGGCUACCGCUGCCCGUGGCAGGAGUUCAUCAGCUACCGGGACUACCAGAUCGAUGGCCGAAGUUACACCCCUAGCCUUCGAGACUAUCGGAAUUUCAACAAGACCCCAGUGCCAUUUGGAGGACCCCUCAUGGGGGAGACCAUUCCCAGGGCAGGCACCCCUUUUGUCUCGGAGUCCUUCAGUGGCUUGGAACUCCUCCGCCUCAGGCCCAGCUUCAACAGGGUGGCUCAGGGCUGGGUCCGCAACCUCCCAGAAUCUGAGGAGCUGUAGCCCCAGUCGGAAGCUUCAAUUCCUCAGUCUCCGAGCUCAGGUAGCAUCUGGAGCCAAGACACAUGGACAGCACUUCACAGUUUAUGAAGAGUCUUCACACACAAAGUAUUAUUGCAAAUGACCUCAAAGGUCACAAAGUUCAGUAGUCCCCAAAUGCAGAUGUUCUUCAAAAUCAUCUGGGGACGUUGGUCCUAACACAGACUUCUGGCCUGCCCCAGACCUGUAGCAUCAGAAUCUCAUGUGUGGAGAAUUUCUAUUAGUAACCAAUACUCUGGGUGAUUCCAGUGUGACUGGGCCACAGUUAGUGUCUUUAGGAAUCCACACCCACGCCCCUGUUCUUCCUGCUCCAGUAGCUUGCACUCCCCUGAUAGUGCGCUCUCAUCUACCUGAGGAUAUCUCUGAUAAUUAGAGAGUUUUUCCUUUUUCUGAGACGCAGUUGCUUGUUGUCUGUGCAUGCUGUUUGCUAAGUACCUACUAUGUGCCAGACACUGUGCCAGGCUCAGGACUCCAGGAGGAAAAGAUGGUGGGGAAGGACGAUUUGUGAAGGAGUAAAUCACCUCAGUUUUUCCUACAGCAUGCUAAUUGACAACUGAGGAACCGAGUGUCAUGGAGCAGAGGAAGGGUUCCUAAACCUGGAUGUGGGGUGGAAUUCUAGAAGCUUCCCAGAAGAUUUGAGUGGGAUCUUGGAGGAGGAAGGCGAGUUCAUCAAGGAAAGAGGUGCGAUGGGAGGGCAUUCCUGAUAAGUGGAUCAGCAUGUGCAGAGUUGGGUGUGGAAUUGAGCGUAGAUGCAGUUUGUUUCGGGGAAGAAAGAGGUUAUAUUGGGGUCAGUGAGAUCUAGAGGUUAUAUUGGGGUCAGUGAGAUCUAGAAAUGGGGAGGUUUUAGCAAUGAUCUUGCUGGUUGCCGUGGGGAACACAGGUUGGAGAGGAGCAAUGCUGAGAGCCAGGAAGUCUUCAAGGGGUGAGGUCUGGACUAGAGGUGUGAUCAUGGGGAUCCAAAGAAGGGUUGCCCUGUUGGGCCCUUUACAGGGGAGGUGCAAAGUGGAGCUCUUAUAAGGAUGGCCUUCCACCCUCCAUUCUAAGCAGGCCUCUGAGUUCUAGUGAGGAGGAUGGUGGUGGUGGUGGUUUUUUGUGUGCCUAGUGCUUGGGUUGGAUUCUCUACAUACCUGAUUCCUAAUUCUCAAUACAACCUGAGAGAAAGGUACUUUUGUUCCCAAUUUACAGAUGUGAAUGUUCAAGCUCAAAAGAGGGAAAUGACUUAUCUGGGGGCAGAGUCAAAAUGAGAACCUGUCUGGCUCUUUACCAUAUUGGGUGAUGAAGCCAGUGCCCACUCACUCUGGAAUCAUUGAUCGUGGUGCCUUGCCAUGGAGCUCACAGGUUGAGUGGAGGCUGGGGCAACCGAUGGGAUGGGAUGGGGUCUAAUUCUGCCAUUGCAAGUCUUGUGAACUUGGGCAUGUCAUUUCACAUCUGAGACUGUUUCUCCAUCUGUAAGAUGAGGGUGAGUAUAGAAAUUCCUUUAUGGGGUGCAGGACAGUCAUGAGAGCUCAGUCAUUGUUAGAUUGCAGCCACGGUUCUUGGCUGGAAUCUAGGAUCUUGCAAUGGGUGCAGCUUGAGAAGUCAGCUGUUGGGAUGGCACUGGGGUCAGUAAAGCUGCUACCUGAAGGAAAGCCUCCCUUUGCACAGGGGUUCCUCCUCCCUGACUCUAGGUCAUGCGGAGAGUGGUUGCAUUUCCCUUUUGGUCUGCAGUUUUGGUCCCCUUCUGGAUCCCAAAGGGUCAGCAGACUCUUUAAGAAUGUUUGCACUGGAUGUGUUCUCUAGGAUUUGAGGGCCAUUGUUUAAAGUCAGGCUUCCAUGAGCUUAAGACCAACCAUCAAAUUGUCUGGCAAGUAGGAAGAGGGGACAUGGAUUGCCUUGGCUUGGUUCUGCAGUGCUCUGCAGGGUCACUACUGAUGUCAGGCCCAGAAGAGAGACUGCGGGAAAUUCCUGCUGCCAAAAGUGUAUCCUCAUUCCCUUCCUUUGAUCAUGUGACUUGCUGAUGUUAAAUAAAGAAUGCUUACUGUAAAAAAUAAAAUAAAUAAAAGUAAAAUGUGAAAGUGUCUACCCAACACAGCUCCUCUUACACAGCUCCUCUUACCAUUCCUCUUCUCACCUUCCUGCAACCUGCUAUUCUGCAUACUAGAGAAAAACCCCUGGUAAGUCUGGUCCUUUUAGAAUUGUAAAAUUCUGUGAGUAAAUGUGUACACAUGUAUAGGUAUAUGGCUAUACCUUUGUUUCAAUGGACUUGUACUACAUGUGUCAUUCUUCAUUCAGCAAGUAAAAUUUAGAUCCUGAAAA